Molecule: messenger RNA, 5428 nt
Organism: Cyprinodon variegatus (sheepshead minnow)
Lineage: Eukaryota; Metazoa; Chordata; Actinopteri; Cyprinodontiformes; Cyprinodontidae
Product: palmitoyltransferase ZDHHC23-like
Exons: 5
Coding region: 601-1776 (391 amino acids)
Biological process (GO): protein targeting to membrane; peptidyl-L-cysteine S-palmitoylation
Cellular component (GO): endoplasmic reticulum; Golgi apparatus
Molecular function (GO): protein-cysteine S-palmitoyltransferase activity
Source: RefSeq, a predicted model, not a curated record
CUGUUGCCGCUUUUGAAGACCUCAGCACAGACCAAUCAGCUGUCCUGCAACGGCACGACAGGCUCCCAGAUCAUGGUUGCCCCAACCCACUGAGGUGGAUCCUAAAUUUACCAAGCAUGCCAGUGUUUAAAUCUAAAAUGGCAACUGACAGUGUACGCCAGGGGACAACUUGUAAACUAUUUAAUGUUACGUGAGCUGGUAGAUGCAAUACAAUAUCAAAACCACUUCAGGAGGAAUCAAAGCUGCCUUCAGUUAGGACACAUCCUCUAUGGGAAUCUAAGCAAUGAAAAGCAUUUCCCUGCACUGACAGGCUGCAGCUGCAGCCCAACCAGCGAUGUAAAAUACCAGUUUCCUUUUUUUUCCCAACCCAAAUGACUGAUGAGCUACUAGGCUGCUCUGUUCAUCCUUCCCGUCAGUCACUCACAGGAGCUCGAUGACAAGAGGUCAUGUUGCUCAUUUUUUCUCUUCAUCCUCAUUCAUCUCCUUAGGACUGCUUAACUUUCACUUGGAAUAAGGGAAUCUAACUUUUUUAGGUGGUAUUUUAUCACAAACAAAAGUUGUGGUGGCUCAAAACGUUAGUGGCAUAUUUAGCAGGUCACUAUGAUAUGGGAGAAGCUGAAGCCUCCAGAGCCAGACGAUCGUAUGUGUUGCUGCGAAUGUGAUAUCAACCAGUGCAGGUGUUGCUGUGACUGUGAAGACCUGGAUGAAGCUUUCAGUAGCUGGCUGAAGGAGAAACCACCUUCUUGUGGGAUCCAGUGUCCUGCCUUUGGGACCAUGAUGGACAACAUGAAGAUCUCCAUGAUCCCAGCUCUGCUUCUACUGCCUCUCCUGCUGAAAGCUGCAGCUCUUCACUACCUGCUGGGCAUCAUCAUCCUGACGGCUCUGCCAGGCCUGGUGCUGUCUUACUACUAUGCCACGCACCGAAGGAAAAGACGCACCCUCUUCUUCCUCACCCUUGCACUGUACUCUCUGGCCUACAUGUAUUACCUGUUCAUCACAGAGAUCUUACCCCGUGGAGAUGUAAGCCCACUGCAGACGUUUGCUGUGACCACUGGGAUGAUUCUCACCAUAGUGUCCCUUAUUCACACUAAGAGAGGUCCGGGAUUUGUCACUGCCUCUCUGCAUGAAGCAAACCAUCAGCAGAUGGAUGCGGAGAAUGAGUUAACCAAUUCUGAUGGAUGUAUUCAGUCAGCAGACUCAGAAAAGACAAGAAAACAUCCAAAUUCAACAAAAUGGACCUUGUGUCCUGUGUGCAAAAUAAUGCGACCCCCGCGUGCUGGACACUGCAGAACCUGUGGAUUAUGUGUUCAACGUCUGGACCACCACUGUGUCUGGAUAAACAGCUGCGUGGGACAAGCAAAUCACCGCAGCUUCCUGCAGACCCUCUGUGUGUUUGUGCUGACUGCCGUGUACGGGAUCAGUUUGGUGCUCCGCAGCCUCUGUCCUCGUCAGUAUCUGAUGACGGCCCUCUUCUACUGCCCCGGCGUCUACAGCCAGCCCAGCACGGCCCUUUGCUUCACCUGCUGUUGGUACAGCAGCAUUAUCACUGUUGGAUUGAUCUACCUUCUGGUGGCUCAGGUUGUGAACAUCAGCUUCAAUGUGACUGGGCGGGAGGCUCAGCUGGCUGUGAGGAACAAAAAGGGCCAAAGCCGUCUGUGGGGACUCGUCAUCGACACUGGGGAGUAUUCACGUGGCUUCUAUCAAAACUGGGUUGAGUUCCUCACCAUGACAGAUUCUUUUAUGUCAUUUCACUCCAGUCCCACAGACUUAGUCUAGUUAGUCUUUCUUUCUAACACAUUUCACAUCAGCUCUACACUGGACCUUGAGCCCACUGCUGUGGCAUAUGAACCUGACAACAGUUUUAGUUAAAAAAAAUAAAAUAAAAGCUUGCAGUGGAAAUGUAAAGGUUCUUUUCUUUUAAAGAAAAAAAAAGCACUGAUUGAUGCAUGUUUUAGAGUUAGAACUUGCUGCACAAUUAUUUUCCUCAUGAUUGCCAUUCAGUUUAAUACAAUUUUGUUAAUCCUAAGGGGAAUCUAUAAUAGCUGUAGGUAGGAGGGAUUUUCUGUAUCAGUCUGUGUUGCACCGGAUCUGGAGAAGCCUCUGACUGAACACACUCUAUUAUUGUUUACGUAACAAUCUUCUCAGAUGGUUUUCCUUACAUCGGAAACCUUGAACACUUUGACUGUAUCAUCUGAUUGAAUCAUCUCAGUAAAGUGCCUCCAGGUGACAUUUUGGAAAUUGGAGCUUUAAAAAUAAACUGAAUUCAAUAGAAGAAAUAAUAUAAAGGUGAAUUUAUAGGAAUUCUUGAAAAGGUACAAGUCCUAUUAUUUAACAUUUAUACCAUUCAAUUAUUAAAUGAAGCUCUCAGUUAAUAAAAAUACCCUUUAGUAGUAAAUGGGGCCAAUCAUAUAUAAAGAGAGAGAGUAGAGUGUAUGAAUAAUGAUUCCUUUCUGCAUUAUUUAACAUCCAUUUUCCUUUUGAUCCAGAAUUUUGCCUCAUGCUUCCAUCCAUCCUUUCUCUUUUUAACCUUUUUGAUUUCUUGUCAAAACAGUUUAUUAAUAACUUAUUUGCUCGAUAGAUAUUUCCCCUUAAUUUACCAAUGAGUUCAUCAUUUAUUGUCUCUUCCACUUACCUCAGCAGAUAUGAAAAAGACUGAAUAGUCUGUCCUCUGCUGCCCUCCUCAGGCCACUUCUGUUCUUCCAAUAAAAAUUCUCAGGAACUGUCCUACAGCAAGGAACAGCGUAUCACCAAAGUGAAUACACCCCUCACAUUCCUGCAGGUACUUAAGUACCGUAUAUCUUUUCAUGGGGCAACACUGAAUACGCAUCACUUUAAAACAAAGAGAAAUAGUCUUUGUGCAGCUUAUACAAAAGUCUAAAUGUAUUUCCUCAAAACAACAAAAACAUUUGGCCAUUAAUAGCCAAAACCCUGGAAACAAAAGUGAGUACACCCCUUGGUGAAAGUUCCUAAUGUGUCCAUAUUUUGUGUAACCACCGAGUUUACCCGAGCUUCCAUCACCUUUACCUGCAGUCUCUUCAGGAAAGCAGUGGUUAUCCUAAAGAUGUGUUUGGGGUCAUGCUAGAACACUGCUCAGCGGCCCACUUUCUGAAGGGAGGGGAUGCUACUCUGCUUCAGUAUUUCAUAGUACAUGUUUGAGUUCAUGUUUCCCUCAAUGAAAUGUAACACCCCAACACCUGCUGCACUCAUGCAGUCCCAGACCAUCACAUUCCCACCACCAUGCUCGACUGUAGGCAUGAUACACUUAUCUUUGAACUCCUCACCUGGUUGUUGCAACACAUGCUUGAGACCACCUUAACCAAACAUAAUCUUGAUUUUAUGAGAUUUUAGGACAUAGUUCCAGUAAUCCAUUUGCUGACUUUAGGACAUGUUUACAAGCUUUCUUGCGUACAGAUUUCAGAAGAGGCUUCCUUUUGUGGUGACAGCCAUACAGACCAAUUUUAUGAAGUGUGCGGCAUAUAGUCUGAGCACUGACAAGCAUAAACCUCAACUAUUCAAUCUCUGCAACAUUGCAAACAGUGAUCCUGAACCUAUCAAAGACAGCAUUUAAUCUUGGCCCCGGUGCUCCAGUUUCAGGGUGUUGGCAAUAUAGCACAGCCAUCUCGUGCAACAAUUCCUCUUUAAAGUUCAUUGCCACAUUGGAACUGCUAGUGACCAAUAUGCGAAAGUGGGAGAGCUGUACUAGAAAACUGAACACACCUGCUACCUAUGCAUGACACAUUAACUAGUCACAUGAAAUGUUAAAAAGAAAAGGACAAAUGGUGCCCAGUUUGACAUUCGGGGGUGUAGUUUCUUCAGGGUUUACUGACUUUUGUUGCUAGUGGUUUGGAUAUAAAUAGCUGUUUAUUGCAUUCAUUCGAGGAAACAAUGCAUUUUUACUCUUAUUUAAGCUGCACACACACUAGUUUCCUUUGCUAUCAAGUGACAUUUCUUUUCCCAUAAAAAGAUUUACUUCAGUAUCUGCAGAAAUGUGAAGGGUGGAAUAACUUUUAUGAUACACUGUACAUACAAAAGCUGUAAGCAAUUUUCUAUUCUAUACUUAUAAACAGACACAUACUAACCGUUUUUUUCUAAGUGCCUGACACUAAAUCAGACUAGACUUAUGCUGCUUUUUGGUCUUUAAAUCAAGAGGAACAAACUUGCUAAAUGCAAAAUAACAACUAAGUGAGCAUUAUAAUUCCACAAGCUUACAUGCUAUUCCAUUAAAAGUUUUGAGGAAACCAAAUAUGGUUGUGCAGUAAUAUAGCUUGCGCUUUAUGUUCUUUUCAUUAGGCUUGACAACAAGAGUAGCAUCCAUUUGUCCAACUCUAUGAUGGUGGAGGGAUGAGGGCAACAGGUCCAAUAGGGCAAUGUGAAUGCUGCCUGAGCACAGACCAUAAGAAUGAACCCAGAGCUUGUUGCCAUGAACUGGUUUUAAAAACUGGGAAGGAAAGACAGGAUGGCCCUUCUAAAUUCCCUUGACAAAGAAAAUGUAUUUCUAAUUUUCUCCAAAAGCAACCGCUUCUGUUCACGACAGUAAAUGCCGUUGUGAGGCAGUCUGUUGCAGCUGCAAGGUUUUGCAAGAGUCAGCUUUCAUAACUGCAGUUACAUAACUUUUUGUUUUUGGCACAAUCUCUAAUUAUUUUGCUUUUUAUAUUGCACAGCACACAUGUUUAAACUGGUAAGGCACACAUGCGCAAAGACUCUGAAUUCCUGUUGUUUGUUGUGCAUUCAUAGCCCUGGAACAAAAUCCUGGGGGAAAAAAAGUCUUUCAUUUUUUUGGACACAGAAGUAACAUAAGAUGACUUAAGAAUGUUUCCUAUUUUCCUAAUUCAUAUGGAUGAAAUAGCCUUUUGUGUUUAUUAUUUUUUUUAUGUUUUAUCAUUUGAUUGAUCGUCUGUGCCUUCUAAUAUGAUUAUGUCUAAACUUGAUAUUCCUAGAAAGGUUGACGCCUUCUGGGAGUUCUCAGUGGCCUGAUCUCUAUGUUUUUGCAGCUACUUGUUUUUAACUGCCCUGAAAAUAUCUUCAGUGAAAUGCAGCUGUUUGGUAAUUAAGGGUCUGCUAGAUUUCUUUUGUUAUUAUUAUUUUUUUUUUUUUGCAAAGCAGCCAUUUCUCUAAAUUUCCAUUAAAACCUUCUAAUUUAUUUGAUAUACUAGUAUUGUGUAAAAGACAAUCUGAGGCUUCCCUCUAGCCUUUUGAGUAUUUGCAAUAAUUGCUACUGCUACUUCACAGAUGGUUGCAUCGGUGAAACAUAGCCUAUUUUAUUUUUUUGCAUUUAUAGCUACAUUGUUUUUUUUCUUCCACUUCAUAAAUCAAUUCCCAUUGAUUCAAUCUUUAACAAUCUAAUUCUAUAGAAAAAAAAAUGAAAAAAAUAAACCACAUCUUCAUCUUUAAGAUAUGCAUUUACUUUAAAUUCAUGACUAUAGUUAAC